This is a messenger RNA of Brassica rapa (field mustard), 2239 nucleotides long. RefSeq lists its product as uncharacterized. NCBI's taxonomy places the organism in Eukaryota, Viridiplantae, Streptophyta, Magnoliopsida, Brassicales, Brassicaceae. The record is from RefSeq and is a predicted model, not a curated record.
AGGGAAAAUUGGAUAAAUAGGACACUUUGAACUUGGAUUUGUCACAUUAGGAUUUCUAGAAGAUAUUUUAGGAAAAUAGGAUUUUAGAUCUUGUAAAAUACCAAAGUACCCUUAAUUUACCAAUUAUGUUGAAUUUAAAUUAUAAAUUAUAAUAAUUUUCGUAAUAAAUUUUAAUGUUAAAAUUUAAAUCCAUAAAAAUUAAAAAAUAAAAAAAAACACUAAAUGGGAAAAAAGGAGACGCGGGAUGCCGCAAACCUAAUUCCCCUUUCUCUUUGUCUUCUCCGAGCUGGUGACGUCGCUCUCCCACGGCGAUUUAGGGUUCAAUGGUGAGAAGCUCUGUUCUUCGUCGGUGUUUCAUCAGCCCGUGGUCUCUACUCUCGUCUCCGUCACCAUCCUUUUCGAUCUCACUGAAGACACAACGGCUGCGAAUCGUUCUUCCUCUUCGUCGGGUCAAAUCGAUUUUCGAAGUGUUCUUCCAUCAAUUUCGCCUCUCAAUCUCACAAUUCUUCACAGAAGCUAUGUCUGAGGAGCUACCGAAGAGGCUUUUUAAGGAGGGCGAGGAGCCCCGAGUUACUCAGAUCAACAACAACUGCAGGAUCGACUACAUAAUCCGAAAGUUCCAAGCGUGGCUGCCAAAGGAGUUGGAUGUCGUGAAGAAAGACCCGUUUUUCAUCAGAUUUUUAAGCUCCAUGAGAAUGGUCUUGGAUACUCUGCGAGGGUGAUACACAGCUUCUUGUGUAGGGAGCUGGUGACUUUCUUACAGCACGAGCUAUGGUUUGUCUUUGCGAGGAGACCGCUUCGAUUCUCAUUGCAAGAGUUCCACGCCGUAACCGGGUUUGAAUGCGAUACUCACAUUUCGAUUGAGGAGUUUGAAGAGUGGAAAUAUGAUGGUGGUUUCUGGAGCAAGGUUUUGAGGAGAAAAGAUGGAACAAUUACACUCUUCAACCUGUGGACUAAGGACAAGGAAGCUGUAAAGAAAUGGAAGAAUGCAGAUCGCAUACGUCUUAUCUACUUGGCGAUCAUUCUUUGUGUGGUAUUGGCGAGAGAUGAGAAGGCUAAUAUCCCCCUGAAGUACAUCGCGGUGGUCAUGGAUCUUGACAGAGUUCGAAGGUAUCCUUGGGGAGUUGCUGCUUAUGACCUUCUCUGCAAAUCCAUAGCCAAAAAUCGUUCCCAACUGAAGGAAAAGACCACUAGCUAUGUCUUGGAUGGCUUCUCAUACGCCUUGCAGAUUUGGGCAAUGGAAGCGGUGCCAAAAAUCGGGAAGCUUUGUGGAAAAAAGCUGGAUAAGGGUUUCAAGGACGGUCCUAGAUGCAUAAACUGGAUGGGAGCUGCGAAGGUGUCAUAUGAGGAGAUCAUUCGCUUGGAGGAGAUUAUUACACCCAAGGAUGACAUCUACCCAUACAUCUCAUGGACAGGAAAUUAUGAUGUUGUCAAAGCUCAGGCGUUUCGCAGAGAUGAUGAUGUGGAGGAUGACAGAAUCAAGGUUCUGAUGGAGAUGAUAAAGAAGGGGCAUGAUUUUAGUGAGCAUGUUUGGGAAACUGAAGAAAAUGAAGUGAUUUCUUUAUCUCUCGAUGACGAAUCAGCUGUGAAUGAUGAAGCAAGCGUGAAUGUUGAAGCAGCCGAGAGUGAUGACGACUUUCAGACUCCGAAAGGAUCAAAAAACGUUGGUUCUAGAUCAAAGAGGGGUAAAAAGAGGCUUCCCGAUCGUGGUAUGGAGAAGAGAAAGCAUAAGGUUCUCGCAAGUGGCGCAAAGCAAGCUCCUUUUAAUGAAGACAUGAAGGCUUUUAUGACACAGUUGUUUGAGCACAACUUCUCUGGAAUGGAACAAAGGAUACAGAAACAGAUGGCCGAGACAUUUGAGCAGAUGCGGACAGAGCUUAAACAAUCACGUAAGGAAGCCAGCGUUGAAGUUGAGCUUGGAGAGCCUUCACCGACAAAGCCAUCGACGAGCCAGGCACCGUUGAGGAGGUCCACACGCGGGGUAAACAAACACUAGUCUUCACCAUCCUCUUCAAUGUUAUUUUGUCUUGUUUAAGUUCGUGGUUUGCGUGUCUGUUUGUUUUAUUGGCAUCUAAGUUAUCGGCCUGAAUUUUGUUGUACUUUAUAAGGUCUCGGUUUGUAUGUGUGCUUGGUGUGUAAGUGUCCUUGGUUUGUAAGUGUCUUGUUUGAACUUAUGUAAUGGUCUGGAACUUUUAUGUAAAAUAAUUAUUAAUGAUAAUGUAUUUUGGUAUCUCAAUUA